AUGACAAAACUGUCUGAUGGCCUCCUUCUCUCUCUCCUGAAGGUGCUGCUCCUGCCUCUGGCACCUGCCCCAGCCCAGGAGUCAACUUCAGCCUCUACUCCAGGCAGUCCUCUCUCCCCCAGCGAAUAUGAACGCUUCUUUGCUCUGCUGACCCCAACCUGGAAGGCAGAGACUACCUGCCGUCUUCGUGCGACCCAUGGCUGCCGAAACCCCACUCUGGUCCAGCUGGAUCAAUAUGAAAACCACGGCUUGGUGCCGGAUGGCGCUGUCUGCUCCGACCUUCCUUAUGCCUCCUGGUUUGAGUCGUUCUGCCAGUUUACUCAGUAUCGCUGCUCCAACCAUGUCUACUAUGCCAAGAGAGUUCGGUGUUCCCAGCCAGUAUCCAUUCUCUCACCUAAUACUUACAAGGAGGUAGAGGUUGCAGCAGAAGUCGCACCCACCACCAUGACCUCCCCAUUUUUAUCUCAUAUCACAGCCACAGAACGGCAGGCCUUCCAGCCCUGGCCUGAGCGGCUGAACAACAACGUGGAGGAGCUGCUCCAAUCCUCCUUGUCCCUGGGAGGCCAAGAGCAACUGCCUGAUCACAAGCAGGAACACAGACUGGAGCAACACAAAAAAGAGCAAAUGCAAGAACAAAAGCAGGAGGAAGAGCAGGAGCAAGAAGAGCAAGAGGAGGAACAAGAGGAGGAGGGAAAGCAGGAAGAGGAGCAGGGGACAGAAGAGGGACUUGAGACAGUGUCUAGUUUGCAGGCUAAUGCAGAGGCUAAGUUUCUGUCUGAAUCUUUGUCUUCCAACCCUCCCUCCUUUACUCCCCGAGUCCGAGAAGCAGAACCUGCUCCUGUCAUGGAGAACACCCAAGAGGUCACUCAAUCAGCACAAGAAAUAGAUGAAAUGAAUGAAAUAUAUGAUGAGGAUGUCUACUGGAGCAGAAGUCAAAACCCUGGCAGCCUCCUGCAACUACCCCACACAGAGUCCUUGCUGAUAUUGUGCUAUUCAAUUGUGGAGAAUACCUGCAUCAUGACCCCCACAGCCAAGGCCUGGAAGUACCUAGAGGAGGAGAUCCUUGGUUUCGGGAAGACGGUCUGUGACAGUCUUGGGCGGCGACAUACAUCUAUCUGUCCCCUCUGUGCCUUCUGCUCCCUGAAGCUGGAGCAGUGCUACUCAGAGAACAACCUGCGGCGGCAAGAAUGUGACACUUCCCACAAGACACCCUUCCUCAGCCCCUUGCUCACAGCCCAGGGUGUGUCUGUCGGCACCCAGGUAGGGUCCCCAGAAGCAGGCCGCUUUUAUGGGCUGGAAUUGUAUGGUGGGCUCCGCAUGGACUUCUGGUGUGCCCGGCUUGCCACAAAGGGCUGUGAAGAUGUCCGAGUCUCCAGCUGGCUCCAGACUGAGUUCCUUAGCUUCCAUGAUGGGGAUUUCCCCACCAAGGUUUGUGACACAGACUAUGUCCAGUAUCCAAACUACUGUUCCUUCAAAAGCCAGCAAUGUCUGAUGAGAAACCAGAAUCGGAAGGUAUCCCGCACGAGAUGUCUGCAGAAUGAAACUUACACUGUUUUAUCCCUGACCAAAAGUGAGGACCUUGUGCUUCGAUGGAGCCAGGAGUUCAGCACCUUGACUCUAGGCCAAGUUGGAUGAGCUGGGAUCCAUUCUGGCC
Molecule: messenger RNA, 1654 nt
Organism: Urocitellus parryii (Arctic ground squirrel)
Lineage: Eukaryota; Metazoa; Chordata; Mammalia; Rodentia; Sciuridae
Gene: Acrbp
Product: acrosin binding protein
Cellular component (GO): acrosomal vesicle; nucleus
Source: RefSeq, a predicted model, not a curated record